ACUAGUUCCUGAGUUGCAGAUCCUCAUCAUGUCGGAGACUGCUCCUGCCGCCCCCGCUGCCGCUCCCCCUGCGGAGAAGGCGCCUGCUAAGAAGAAGGCUGCCAAGAAACCCGCAGGGGCUCGCCGCAAGGCGACCGGGCCCCCGGUGUCCGAGCUCAUCACCAAGGCUGUGGCCGCCUCCAAGGAGCGCAGCGGCGUGUCCCUGGCCGCGCUCAAGAAGGCGCUGGCGGCCGCCGGCUACGAUGUGGAGAAGAACAACAGCCGCAUCAAGCUGGGGCUCAAGAGCCUGGUGAGCAAGGGCACCCUGGUGCAGACCAAGGGCACCGGCGCCUCCGGCUCCUUCAAGCUCAACAAGAAGGCGGCUUCCGGCGAGGCCAAGCCUAAAGCCAAGAAGGCAGGCGCGGCCAAGGCUAAGAAGCCCGCUGGAGCAAAGAAGCCCAAGAAGGCGACUGGUGCUGCCACACCCAAGAAAGCCGCCAAGAAAACCCCGAAAAAGGCUAAGAAGCCCGCGGCGGCUGCCGUCACCAAGAAAGUGGCUAAGAGUCCAAAGAAGGCUAAGGUUGCCAAGCCCAAGAAAGCCAAGACCGCUUCCAAGGCCGUGAAACCGAAGGCUGCCAAGCCCAAGGUUGCUAAGCCCAAGAAGGUUGCAGCCAAGAAGAAGUAGGCUGUCUCCCUUAAACCCAAAAGGCUCUUUUCAGAGCCACCACUUCCACUUAAAAGAGCUGUGACAAUUGCUCUCUGCAGUGGCAGUUUUCCUGGGAUGCAGUUCAGUCAGCGCUCUGCGGGGUGGGGUUCCCUAUCACACUGGGUUGUGCUUGAGCUGGGCGGCCGAGGAGCUGCUAAGUGCUGUUACACCCUUCCACCGCUGUCAACAGCCAAGAGUAACCCUAGGUGCUAGUUAGUGCUGGACUUGCUAAGUGGUUUGAAUGUUCCGCCCUGCUUGCGGGUUGGCUCACUCCCGCCCCACACCUCAGACCUCAAUUUGAUUGGGCUCCAGUCGGUGUUGCCUUCUCCCGAAGCUUUCAUUUAUUACGUAGAGAAACGCAUCUUUCCUACCGUGUUGCGAAGCUUGGGAGGAAGUCGGGUGCUAGCGCCGACGAGUUGACUUCCUUAACUUAGAGACAUUUAGCUGAUUUUGAGGGAAGGAGCCACCCGCCCCGUUGUGUCGGACCUGGGACUGGUAUUUCUCGUACUUUCGGUUCGGAAUGUUCGGUCAAACUGCGUCACAACUUUGGUCAGCCAUUUUGUGAGCGCGUGUGCGUGAGUGCGUACGUGUGUGUGUGUGUGUGUGUGUGUGUGUGUGUGUGUGUGUGUGUGUGUGUGUGGCCUUAUUUUCACACAGGCUCUGAUUUUAGAUAGUCCUAGGGCUGAUAUUGCUUCAGCUUCCUGAAGUACAUAAGUUCUAACGAUCGGCCUUGCAUAAAUACUGAGGUUUCUUGCUAUGCUUUGUGCAGUCCAAAAUACUUAAGCAAUGAGUAAAUUACUAUCUGUUGAAAACGCGUUGGUUGCUUCAAAUAAAAGUCUUUAAUUUUCA
Mesocricetus auratus (golden hamster) is the source of this 1534-nucleotide messenger RNA. It is a transcript of the gene H1-2, whose product is annotated as H1.2 linker histone, cluster member. NCBI's taxonomy places the organism in Eukaryota, Metazoa, Chordata, Mammalia, Rodentia, Cricetidae. Bases 29 to 664 code for a protein of 211 amino acids. Gene Ontology annotation, biological process: negative regulation of DNA recombination; chromosome condensation; nucleosome assembly. The record is from RefSeq and is a predicted model, not a curated record. The transcript has a single exon. Gene Ontology annotation, cellular component: nucleus; nucleosome. Gene Ontology annotation, molecular function: structural constituent of chromatin; double-stranded DNA binding; nucleosomal DNA binding.